GCUUAUGCUGAGGCUGUCAAUCAACAGGCGCACGAGCUACUGCAGGUGCAAAGCUGGGCACUGGGCUAGGUGCCGCCGCUACCGUGAAGCCGAGGAUAAAACGCACAUUACAAGGUAAACCCUGCUCUUAUUGGUCAUUACCUUACCGUCUUAAUUGGAGCAUUUUCAACAGCCAGCCUGUGGUUUAUUCGCCGCUCGUCAAACCCCGGAUUUGGACUAAAAAUUGGAGCGUAAAUAAGGAAGAGUAACCUUCAUUUGACAUAGCUAGGAUGCUUAGCUAGCUUCUGCGGCCACUUUAAACAGUGGUAACGAUCUGCCGUGUUAGCAUCAGAGGGAGCGAUGGGAGUCUUAAUUUAAUACAUUAUCAACGAGGGAGAACUGCUUUUUGUCUGCAUUUCUUGCCCAAUCUUCACAGUUAUUUCAUCCUUAAUUUACACGGACAGAAAUGCGUGAAAUAAAACGGUUCCGUGCCUUUUUUUAGACUUUUGUCCAGCUAAUGUGAAGCAGACUGUCAUAUUCAAGCUGCUAACAUAUUCACUAGCAGGCUAACGCCAGAUAAGCCCUCCUGUGGUCAGUGAGGAUAGUUAAAGCUUUCAAUAUAUGGAUAAUGUUGUAUUUAAAGACAUGAGGGCACAUGAGGGGAUGGCAGUGUGUUGUUUUAUUUUCUUACAUAUUUAAUGGCCUAUUCUGUUUAAUCAGAUGGUCAUUUCUUAUUAUGUGUCUCGCGGAGGCUCCUGUCCUCCUGGAUGUGAAGGGAUAGUCAGUUUAGCUGAUGCUUAGCCUGCUAAGCCCUCGUACUUCCGCCCCGUUAUCUUGCGUGGCCAAGGUGUGCACUCCUUGUGUUAUUGACAUGCUGUGGAAACACAGGGCUGUGUGCAUGUACUGGCACACAGUGUUUACACAGGCUCUUAGUUGCACGGUUGAAUUAUUUUAUUACCUUAUAAAAUUAUGAGAUUGCACAGGAACCAUAUGGUGUGUAACUUGACCCCAAACAGCUGACUAUACUGACAUCAUUUAACCUCGUCACGUGUUGCAUUGUUUAUCCAAGGCUGUUAAACAAUGAUGUAUGUGCUCAGCUGAUACUUAAGUUGUCUGUCAAUAACAUGAAGACUGAUCCAUGUCAUAUUUUGGGGGUUAGGGUCUUCACAGAUGUGCACAUUCAUUAUAAGAUCUGUGAUGAAUUUAAUGGAUUCCACAAUUCAAUCUUGUGGGUAGCCCAGUAAUUGUGAAAUGGCAGACAUCAAAUUUAAAUCAGUCCAAUACAACAAAUUUACCAAGCCUCAGAAUUGUCAGUUCUUGUUCACAUGAUCAGACAGGUGAUUUUUGUGCAUCAGACAGAGUGGAUGGUUGGUGGUGGUGUACUGAAGUGUGUUAUAAGGGGUUCUACUAGGCCUGGGCGACUUGGCCAAAAAAAUGAUCAUGAUUUAUUUUGUCAUAUCGUCCGAUCUCGAUUAUUAUCACAAUAUUUUUUUUAAACUGCCCGUUUUAAAGUAUCUAUACUAAAAACUAAAGAAACUAGAGAUUAGUUCAACAUUUUAUUAACACAGAAGGUUUAUAACAAAGCAAAUUGAAUAAGAUAUACUCAGAAAAAUAUAAAAAACCAUUAGUACAACAAAUAUAGAUAAAUACAAAAUAAUACAGUGAAUUAGUUUACAGUCCUGAGUGUUUUUGACCGACGACAUACCUUACACACAUCGGCUUAAUUGCUUGACGUCACUUUGGAAAUAACCGAACCACCACAACACAACCAACGUUGAACAACUUCUCAAUAAUAACAUCUUUGAUGACUCAAAGUCACGGCUGAUAUCUAUUUUGCUGCCCUCGGCACCACGUUUAGCUCCACGUUCAGUCAUUCUGUUUACUUCUCCGGCAACUUACAGAAGUGAGCAGGAAAAGCUCGACUCUGAUUGGCUGUUGUGACGCACAUUUCCGCUAUUUUUGAUCGAGUAAAUAUGCUCACAGUUGAUCACCGUGAUCAAACUGAAAUUUAUCACAAUCAUCGAUCACGAUCAUAUAAUCGCCCAGUCCUAGGUUCUACAUAUUUUGUCUACUUUAACAUGUAGGGAGCAAAAUGCACUAAUGCACUCUAUUACACCACCAACACUCACCCCAACCUCAACAAUAAGUUUUAAGUGCAAAAAUGUAUCACUACAUGAACCAGAAUUAAGAUCAUUAGCUUCAUUAAGGAUAAAUUUGAGGGAGUGUGGGGUUGCAUUAGAAAACCAAGGUGAUCACAGUGUUGUGGUUGGUUAGUGUAUGUGACAGACACCCUGCCCCCUUGAAAGUGAGUGAAUAAAUGAGUGAAUAAAUGUUAUUUAUUUCAGUUAUUUAAGGAAGUUUGAACCACUUCAUUCACUGCUCAAAAAUUCGUCCUAAAAUUCUUUUGAUAAUAGGUGUUACAUUUUCUGUCAUUUGACCCAUCAGUUUAUCAGUAAGUUGUUGCAGCUGUGAUGCUAUCAUGUGUGACUAAAAACUGAGUUAGUUAAAAACUAAUUGUUGUGUCAAACUGAAAGAGGCCACAGAGGAUGUCACCAGAUGAUACAAGAGGUUUGACUGGGAUCAGUAUGAUAAAAGAUUCCUAUCUUUAGACUAAAUCUUACAAAAUGUGAUUUAAAAAAAAAAAAAGUAAAAACGUCUCAAUCAUUUAUAAACCAAUGUGUCCUGCACCAGAAAAGCAACAUAUUAUACAAAAGGUAAAGAAGCAGGGAUGUUAGUUUUCAUUCUUUAUAUUUUGUCAUUCAUCUGCCUCAAAAAUAAAAUGGCUCAGCCAUUUGCAGAACACAAUUCUUGAUAGCAUCAAAUCCAGCAACUCAGCUCUUGAAUGAUAAAUUUGUUUAAUGUCAUGUUUUUACAGGUGUUGUGACAGAGGCUUUAAAUAAACACAGUUUAUUAUUCUGAUUGCACUUUGUGAUGUUGAUUUGUGUCUGGUUUUAUUGUAAGGUGUCACUAUUAUUUUUCUUGUGAAUUAAUGAUAUUCCAUCUUGAUCCUCGCUUAGAUGGCGUCUGCAAAUGCCACAUAUGGACAGAAGGAGUCCUCAGACCAGAACUUUGAUUACAUGUUUAAAAUUCUCAUCAUCGGGAACAGCAGCGUAGGAAAGACAUCCUUCCUUUUCCGCUACGCAGACGACUCAUUCACACCAGCCUUCGUCAGCACAGUGGGCAUCGACUUCAAAGUCAAGACAAUCUACAGGAACGACAAGAGGAUAAAGCUGCAGAUCUGGGUGAGGAAGUACAUGCAAACAUACUGUACAUGGGGAUAUGAGAACAUAAUAAUGAUCAUUAACUUCAUUUAUGCAGCAUGUUUCUUAACCUAGGGUCACAUAGUGCUUUAUAACAACAGCAAGAUAAAAACAGUGUGAAAGGAUAAAAGGGUAACGAUAAAGCAGGACAGCAGUGGUAAUAAGAUAUGGUAAUCCUAUAUAACAGUGGAGGUGUGCUCCUAAGUCUAAUGAAUACAUAUAGACCCGGUCAAACACUAUAGAUCAAGGUGUAAGGUAAUCAAAAAAGCCAAAUAAAAAAGGAGGUCUGAAUUUAUUUUUUAAAACAGUCGACAGAUUUCACAGAUUCAAAAGUAGGAGAGAGUAAGUGUCAGAGUCCCGGAGGUAAAACAACAAAAGAGAAAUCAUCUUUAGUUUGAGAUUUGAUGGUGAUAUCACCGCAAGAUUCUUGUUAUAAGCCCCUGUGGUUACUUUACAAAAAGACAUUAAUUUGAACUCUGGAAUAUUUGUGCAAAAGAGUUGAGAGCUCAGCAACUUUGCUUGAUGAUGCUUAUUAUUUGCACUAUGCACCGAUCUACAGGGCCAGUUGUUGUCAAAAAGUUGGGACACAGUAGGUGGGGAAGUCUAUAAAUGGACACUUAGUGAUUAAUUUUAGGCGUUUUUUUGUAAUACAAAACAAAGCAGCAACAACUCAGUGAAAUCAGCAGUGCUAUAGGAAAUGCAGAUGUGCCCUAUAGCCUUAAACGGCAUCCUUAAAUGUUAUUUAAUAUCAGACCAAUAGACCAAAACUCAAAAGUACUGUGGAGAUGUAUUGUAAGCUCAUCAUUGACUUGCUUUAGUUCAACAGCUCUUAAAGUGCAGGACUUGAAUGAUUAGACAUAAUUCCAAGAUGUAAAGCACAUUUCCCUGUGGCCUCUAAGAUGGUUUUCAUAGCCUGUUUUUUAUGCAGCCCAAUAACAUCUGUGACUAAAGCGGCCUUUAUUAUCAUGUAUCCCUAAUGAUUAGCAGCUGUUCAGCUCGGCUCUGCAGUCCCUACAAUCACUUCAUCUACAGAGUAAUGGCAAUCCCCUUGAAGUGUUCUUAACAUGAGCCAUAAAGCCCGACCCUGGGACCAACCGCUUAUUACAUGUGACACCAGAGGAAGACCUUAUCCUCAUGGGGCUUUGACUGAAUGUUAAACCUCUGCAAUCAUCAGGAGGCACGUGCACAAUUGUAAAUUCUUUGCAGGUGCUGGGCGGGUAUCCUCUGAAGAAAAGAGACAAAAAUGUAUUUGCAGUACUGGUGUCAUGUGAACAGUGUUUAUUCUGUCCUUUAAGGAAAACAGUGGUCUGACCACGGCUAAAGGAGGAGCAGUGAUGGAGGAGUCUGUUCACCUCGUCACACUUUUCCUGCUUUGUUAGUCGUCCAAUAAUUUAUGAUGGUUUGAUGGAGGUUUCAUCAACUAACAAAUGAUGGUGUUGGUGUGUGUAGGACACUGCCGGCCAGGAGCGCUACAGGACGAUCACCACCGCUUACUACAGAGGGGCUAUGGGCUUCAUCCUCAUGUAUGACAUCACAAACGAGGAGUCCUUCAAUGCUGUUCAAGACUGGUAAGCAACAGCCGAGUAUGCAUGUCUGUGUGUGAAAGUGGCAACCACCAACCUCCAACUUGAUUUUUUUGUAAUUUUAUUCAGCUUUUUCCGGUCUGUUCCUUAAACUGUACCUGACGGCUGAGAGGAAUCAGACAGAUAGUUUGUUGAAUUUGUUUGGAAAUGAAAAGAUGAAUGAAAGUGUGAUUAAUGUCUGUUCAGCAACUUCAUUUAUGUCACAACAUCUGCAAGUAAUGAGGGGAGAAAAGGGAGUAAAAAUUUCCACCGUCACCUUGGUGUUUGGUUUGUUUUAGUGGUUCACAUUUCUCUUUUAGACUCUUUUUUUGAAACUCGUCUGUGUGUGCGGGUUCAAGUCAUAUGAAGCUGCAAUUAAAGGAAAGUUACUGGAAAGAUUUGAGGGCUCAAGUUUGCUGAACACAAUUUCCUGUACAUGCAAACAGGUCAACUCAGAUCAAGACAUACUCCUGGGACAACGCCCAGGUCCUCCUGGUGGGGAACAAGUGUGAUAUGGAGGACGAACGAGUGGUGGCUCAUGAGAGGGGCCGGCAGCUCUCAGAACAGCUGGGUAAGUCUACUGACGGAGUAAAAACUCUUUGCCUGUUGUAAUUAAUCCCCUCCACCUGAAGGAACUAGUGUAAAAUAAAUGUAAUCUUUAGACCAAUGGUUCUUAAGUCCAGUCCUCGAGGCCCACUGUCCUUCAUGUGUUGGAUGUUUCCCUGCUCCAACACACCUGAUUCAAAUGAUCAGCUCGUUAUUUAGCCAUUACAGAGCUUGAUAAUGAGCUGAUCAUUUGAAUCAGGUGUGUUGGAGCAGGGAAACAUCCAAAACAUGCAGGACAGUGGGCCUCGAGGACUGGACUUGAGAACCACUGCUUUAGACUUAACCUUUUGACCCCUGAACUUUGCAAUAGAAAUAAUAUCCCAAGUGUUUGUGUUGGAAUUUGAGCUUUCUGUAUAUCUCCGUUUUUUAAAUGCUUUGUAUCUGGAGCCGCAACAGAUCUUAAAUGUCAUGAUUCAGACUGGAUCAUAGAUUUUGGUCACCUGUUGGAUCAUUUUCAUAUAUUAAAGAAGAGUCUCAUUUCACUAACAAUAUUUGUUACCCUGUGACUAACUACACCAACAUCAGAAAACCAAACAAAAUCAUGCUGAAAAUUGCAAGUGUGCUGCAGACUACAAGAACAAGUUUUCCUUUUCUGAGCUCUGACAGUGCUGAACAGGUAACAUUAUUUAUUUUGGGGAUGUGUGUGCACUGGCUGCUCUUGCUGUGUGUACUACGCGAGUCAGACAAACAGCAAAUAGAGGGCAAGUGUUUGGCAACAUCCUUAGUUUCAGUUUCUACACUGAAUAUAGUGCUCUGUAACAGAUUUUGUGUAACUGGGUAAGUUUACUGCUGCAAACUAACACAGGCUGUGGAAUAACACUACUACCAUUAAGUCACAGUCAAAAACCCGUACAAAGGGAAUCACACUGAACAUCUUCAUGAAGCUGGAUUGUCGACUCAGGGCUACAGUGAGCGUGUUCACCAUCAGCAGAUCAUCAUACUUUCGAGUUCAUAGCAAACUUUGAUACUGGAAAAAUAUAAAAUCAAACUUUUAAGCCACUCUGAAGUCAAUAGCCUCAUUAUCAGAAUGAUAACAACAGAGGAAAUGCUGAGGGGAAUUCACAAACUAAGACUUACCAUGAUCUCUUUUCCAUCAUUACUGCUACUUAGAUCUGACUGUAAGGUCCCUCGUUUAUUUACUGAAUCUGAUUCGCUGCUCCAAAUUUUGUAUGGCAUGUGAGGCAGUUUAAAUAAUCCCAACAGAAUCCAACACGGCAGUAUUAAGAUAAUAAAAACAUAAUUUAAAGCAAUAGGGAUGUAAAACAGCACUGAAUAAAUACAACAACUUAAAGAAGAACUUAAAGGCUCUGCUCUUAGCCUGUUUUUGUCUCUGGGAUGAUAUCAAACAGCACAAUGACUGUCAUUCAUAUUUUUGAUAAACAAUCACACGGGUAGACAGAGUGUCCCGCUGUUCUCUCUCCCUCUUCCUCGGUCUUCAUCAGUUCACAGAGCUCCACCAUCAUGAGAACUGAUCGGUCAGAGAUCAGUUAUUACAAACUGUUCUCUUAUCCUGAUCAUAACCUACUCUGGCCUAGGUUACAUACUUAGCACAAGUUUCUGUGAUGACUUAACCUGUAAGAAGUGAACCACCUUUUAAAGAGUAAACCCUGGAGUCACCUUGACAACAAAUCCUACUUUGUAGUGCACCCUUCAGCUGCCACUUUCAAAAUAAACAGAGAGGAGGUAAAAGUAAGAUGAGGAAAUUAGAAACAGCCUUUGAUACCAAGUAAGUAAAAUAUCAACAGUUUACGACUCCUUUCUGUACCUAAACUUGAGCAGAAUUGCAGAAGGGAAGUAUAAUAGACUGAAUUUCCCUCACAUCUUUAUAAGGGGCCUUCAUGGCGCCCACUCACAGUGCUGAAACACGGUUUCUUUUCACAGGCAUUUAUUGGCAGUUAAUUCAUUUUACAGUGUGAUACUAAAUUUUCAUUGAACCACGGUAGCAUGUGAAAACCAUGAGGGGUGAUCUUUACAGAUCAGGGAUCAUCUGUGAUCUGUUGCACCACCUUAGGCUGACCUGUGUCUUAAAAAACAUUGUAGCUUAUAAGUGUUGGAAUUAUGAUAUCCAAGGAUCAAAGUUCAGAUAUACAACGAAUCAUGAUCCAAAAGACUGAAACCCCAGCUUUUCUCUUCUGAUGAGUUACCAAGUUAUUUAAAGUCCUUUAGGUAUUUUCCAUCAGUAACAAAUAGACCAGUGAACUGUAAGGCCGAUUAAUUGGGCUGCUUAAUGACAUUUUUAGAUCAUCUGCAUCAGCCAUUAGCUGACCUAACCAAUACCUUCCAACAACAGGAGGAUUCUUUGAGUUAUAAGUCAUGGUUUUUUGUUUCCAAAUCUCUGGACGAGGCAAAAUUUAACAGGAUAGUGAAAAAGAACAGCAUGAGUACUUUUCGACUGGUUAGGGCACGCUGAUGCAUUAGAUAUGCAUCCAGAAUAAGUUCAUUUCAUCACGCUUGGUUUAGAGUUGACCUAUUUUAUUGAUUUAUUUUUUUGUUUGUUUGUUCGUUUUGUUUUUUCUCACUAUAGAUGAUUGCAGUGAGACAUUUCCGCUUACCACAAUAUAUAAUGUGAUGAUGUUAAAAUUGAUGUAACAACAAAUCAGGCUGGAGUAAUUGUUCUUCAAAUGCAGCUUCGCCCAAGUCUUGAAAAGCAUCAUGUGCCUCAGUCCUCCAUAAAUCAGAGUUGAGGAACUGUUUUCAAUGGUGUGCUCUUUUCUCCUUUUUCUAAUGGAACUUCUGUGUGUUUGUGUAAAUUGAGAGAUGAACUGACUGGAUUAUGACGAUGAGUUUUCAAACAAGCUUUGAAAUAGUUUAAGUUUUACCAUGAAUCCAGAAAUACUUUUUCUAAGACUUCGAUUUAAAACAUGAACUGAUCACAUACAAAGGGCAAAAUAUAAUUGAGGCUUGAACUUCCUGCCUAACUGUAGUCCUGAUGUGUCCUGACAUGAUGGGAUAAGUGGAUCAACUGGAUAAGCUCCACAUUAGAACAAUGAGUGUAGCCAAGGUCUCUCCCUCACUCUCUUUCAUUUGUCUUGGCAGGUUUCGAGUACUUUGAGGCGAGCGCUAAAGAUAACAUUAACGUGAAGCAGACCUUUGAGCGGUUGGUGGACAUCAUCUGCGAAAGGAUGACGGAGAGUCUGGACGGCAGCGACCCGACCGUUGCCGGAGCCAAGCAGGGGCCACAGCUGACUGAGCAGCCUCAGAGGUCCAGUCAGGAUUGUGCUUGCUAAACACAAACACGCUGUUUACUGUUCCGGUAUCUAAACACACGUUUAUGUUUUUCAGUCUGUCUGUCUGUCUGUCUGUCUGUCUGUCACAUUUCUCAUUUACAAAUAUGACACCCAAACACUGCCACACAGAGAAACACAACCUGGCUGCUCACAUCCUCUACCUAUCUCACUACAUGAAAAGCUUUAAACUCUAAAAGUUCGGUGUUUUUUGAAGAUAUUAUCGUAAAAGUUUUGUUGAUCGCAGUAAGAUGAUCCAAGGUGUGAUUAACAUCCCAAGUUGUCCUUAUUGGUGUACAAACUCCAUACUGCAUCAAAAGAGAAUAAUCAGAGGCCAGUCAAUCCUCAGACUUAAGCAUUCCUUAGUGACAUUUCUGCAGGUUUUAUUACGAAAUGUGUUUUUAAGAAAACCAAGAUAUCAAAGUGAUCUUUCAUUCCUAGCUCUCGUUCAGAAUUUAAUGCCUGAUAUUGAAUGGAUUCACAUCAGUUCAGGUUGUUUUAAAAUAGUCUCAUUGGAAAUAUACUGUAUGUUUGUUGCUGUGGAUAGAGGUCCUGUUUAUUUUUCACUGUUUAUGAUAUGGUUGCGUGUUGUUUUGAGGAUGUGAAAUGUCGGGUCAUUCCUGAGUGUCGUGGUUGAGCCUCAGAUAAUCGAUGGUCGAGGUCUAAAGGAGUCAUUUAAACGUUUUAUUUUGAUUUAAGUUCUAAAGAUAUCAUGCAUAUCAGUUUGCUAGACAAGUAGCUCCCCCUCCCAAAAUUUGAAAUGGCUUUCCACCUCAUUUAUUUAUUUAUUUAUUUAUUUUCUAAUUGAAUGGCAGUUUCAGUUGUUUCGUCAGUCUUUUAUAAACUUUUAUUUUUUUAAGACACAUGAACACAAGAACAAGAAGAGUGUACAAAUGUCUAAAAGAUAUGCAUUUUGAGAUGCAUACAUAGUAUAUACAUAUUAAAUGAACAUACAUUAAUGAUACUGAUUUAGAGUAUGGGAUUCUGGCCUGUGGUUUCGAGGGAUGUGCAUGUUGUUGUUUGGAAAAGGUCCUGGUUGACUGGAUGGUCAUUUGUAUCAGCUAUUGUCUCGGUUGAAAACCCACCUGUCCUACAGUCCCACCUAUCAGAGGUGCCAGAUGGAGCUGAAGGUUUCACAUAUGAAGCCUGUGUCCCCUUCUCGUUGUAUCAGCUUUCAUUCACCGCGAACAAUGUGAAACAUGCACUCACUAGAAAGGCAUGUGUGAACCCAUGUAUAUCAUAGACCUGUUAUCUCCCAAUAGCCUCUUAUGACAUGGUAGAAAAUAUUUCAUCUUCACGUUUCAGGAGGAACAUGAUGUGUUAAAGCAUGUUAAAUGUCAAAUUGUGACUUUUAUUUCUCUCUCCCUCUGAUGCUAAGGAUCUGUCUGCUCGUGUGUACAGUACCAAACCUCCUGUAUGUCUUGCAUUCACAGAACAGCUGAGGCAUGCAAAAUACCUUCAACACCUAAGUUAAUUCAAAAUAUUGUAUUUAUUUUGUAUUACUUGUAACUUUAUUUAUUUUUUGAGAUUUCUUUCUUCCUCGGUGAUGCAUCGCGAUCUGCGCUCUGCUUUUUAAAGAGCUGUUCGAUAGUAUUCAACUGCUUUCAAAUGAAAACACAUUUGUGUUUACAGUGAAUAAAAAUUGUAGAUACUUCCUCAAGAGGAAAGUUAAACAUUCCAGAGUAAGAGUCUCUUAUCAUGUCAAUGCGGCUUUGGCGAGAGGUUUGUUUGUCUUUUGAUAUCAGUUGUGUAGCUUUUAAGACUUGAUAGGACUGUUCUCACAGAGCAAUAGCAGUUUUUUCCCCUCCACACCCUAAAAUCAGCACCGUACAAUCCUGCUGAAGGCUCUAAAAUGAGUUCUCUGCUCGGGUGUGUGAAUGUACACUUUGUAUAAAAGGCUGUAUUGAUAAUAAUUCUUUCCAAAGAGAUUUUGACAAUACAUUUGCAGCCAAAACAAAGGGGCAUUCUUGUUGUUGUCUGCGUUUGCUAGCCUUGCACUGAAGAAUCUGUCUGGUAGAGUUUUCCCGCUCUGUGCAAAAGCCUCAAAAAGGGAAAAAAAAAAUUAGAAACUAAUCUGGAUAGUUUGGAUGCUUCAUUGAAAUAGUGACUCUUACUGCAUUGGUUCACUUUUGACUUGUUGAACUUUUUUGUUACUUUAUUUAUUUAUUGUGUUUUGCUACAGCUGUAAACUUUUCUGUGUCGUAGGAACACAUAUUGAUCAUGUUCAACCCUACUCUUCUUCCUCGGCCCUCCCUGUCAGGAACAACAAUUGUAAAUAGAAAAUUUUUCUUCCCUGUCAGGUAUUUAGUUGUGUGAAUUGUGCUGUACUUCUGUAAUGCCAGAUUUGCUAAAACAAGAAAUAAAUAAACAAAUUAUUGAAGCUGGAAUUUUG
Molecule: messenger RNA, 11023 nt
Organism: Xyrichtys novacula (pearly razorfish)
Lineage: Eukaryota; Metazoa; Chordata; Actinopteri; Labriformes; Labridae
Source: the annotation of a GenBank genome assembly